Capsicum annuum is the source of this 1669-nucleotide messenger RNA. Its product is annotated as putative tRNA (cytidine(34)-2'-O)-methyltransferase. Gene Ontology annotation, biological process: wobble position cytosine ribose methylation; wobble position uridine ribose methylation. NCBI's taxonomy places the organism in Eukaryota, Viridiplantae, Streptophyta, Magnoliopsida, Solanales, Solanaceae. The transcript has 7 exons. Bases 130 to 705 code for a protein of 191 amino acids. The record is from RefSeq and is a predicted model, not a curated record. Gene Ontology annotation, molecular function: RNA binding; RNA methyltransferase activity.
GUAAAUACUACUACACAUUUUACCCAAAAAAUAUAAAAUAAAAAAUACUACUACACAUAAAAGGAAAAAGACAAAUUGACAGUGGUGACUGGUAAAGGAUCACAUACAUUGGCAUUUGGAGUUGCCGGAAUGGAGCGAGCUGGGUUGAAAACUCUUCAGUCCGUAGCUUCACCCCUCCAUUUCCGUGCAAGGUCUUCAUUGUUCCCUCCAUUUUUGUUACCCAAAGUGGUGGUGCACAAUCUCCAUCCCCCUCACUUAUAUUCCUCUUCACGUUUAUCUACACUCCACUCCCUAUGUAUAAGAAGUGAUGCUAAACCUUUGCCAAAUGGAGCUGAGUGUGGGGAUGCAGCAGCUCAACAUAAACUCCUACAAGUGGUUUUAGUUUCUCCUCAGAUACCUGGAAACACUGGAAGCAUAGCAAGAACUUGCGCAGCAUCAGCUGUUGGACUGCACCUAGUUGAGCCAUUAGGAUUUCCAAUUGAUAAUACAAAGUUGAAGCGCGCUGGACUUGAUUAUUGGCCAUAUGUUGUCGUCAAAGUGCAUCAGUCCUGGGAUGAAUUCCGCGAGUAUUUCAGGGGACAGGCUGGGGAAAAGAGGCUGUUGGCAUUUACAAAGAGAGGAACAACUACACAUUCAGUAGACCUAAAAUUAUUUGAAGGAAGUUGUCUCGAAGGACCUACAAUUUCUUGGAAUCUGCAGACUUAGUGAAUGAUAGGGCACAGCGGAAGAAAAUGAUCUAUUCAGGAGAUAUCUAGUAGCUGGAGAAUAUGUUUAGUCAUGUUAGUACCUUUAAGUCCUAGGCUUCAAGGAGUUGAGCUUUUUCAGAAAUGUAUACAUUAGUAGAAGAUAUAAAGAACUUCUAGUGCUUUUUGUUUUAUUUUUAUUUUUAUUUUAUACAAUACAAGUCUAAGAUUAAUUUAAAUAGAGUAAUAUGGUAAGUGAGGAUUCAUUUCGCCGUUCCCACCUGACGCAUAGUAGUAGUUGUUGUAAAAUCUGUAAUGUUACGCUAAAUGCUUAUGCUACAGAUUUGCUCUAGUUUAUCUGAGAUGGGCCAAUAACGUACUCGCAGUGGCAGAGCCACAUGUAAUUGAGGGGUGUCAACCCCUUCUUCAGAAAAUUACACUAUGUAGUUAGGUAAAAAUAUUUCUUUUUCCGUAUAUAUAUUACAUAUUGACACCCCUUAUUUUGUUCGCGAAUUUACUUCUUUAUCUUUUGACAAUCCUUAGUGAAAAUUCUGGCUCCGCCACUGAGUACUUGGAGGCAAGACUUAUUUAAACUAAAUUAUUUUUAGGUCACCUCUUGUUGGUCUUCAUUCUUCAAUACUUUCCGUCUUUUUCACGUUCUAAAAGUUCAAAUGAUUUUGAGCAUCUCAAUUCAGUUGCUUUCAGCUUUUCCUUUUCCGUAGUUUUAUAGAUUAAUUCUUCAUUGGUGACUCCAACAUGUUUGGAAUUGAUUAGUGGUUGAUUGAUUGGUGAGCGUUUUACCAGGAACUACUUUAGCUGUUGCUGAUCUUUCCAUACAAAAGAUUAUAGUAUUUUCUUUUUCUUUGUGUUUGGCUUCUGACGUUGGAGAAGUAGGAGGUGGAAGUCACCAAUGAAAUUCUAAUAGAACAAGGAAUAGGUAGGCAACAAAACUUGUUUCAAUUAGAUGGACGGAAAGGCCCCAAAAA